Molecule: messenger RNA, 243 nt
Organism: Botrytis sinoallii
Lineage: Eukaryota; Fungi; Ascomycota; Leotiomycetes; Helotiales; Sclerotiniaceae
Exons: 1
Coding region: 1-243 (80 amino acids)
Source: RefSeq, a predicted model, not a curated record
AUGGCCUCUCCCAAGCCUCGAAAUUACACUUUGCUGGGAAGAAAUGGCAAAGUGGUUAUUUUGGCUGACACCGUUGAGCCACAACAGGACGAAGACCUCAGCGGGUCCAUUUCAGUCAGCCAAUGCUGCCCAUUAACAACAAAUGAUCUUCUUAUGGCGAUUCGUGAAAGAUAUCAACAGAGCAGGAAGUUGCUUCUCAAAGUCGCCGCAAAGCACAAUCUUCUUUCAUCAAUCACUCCUUAG